This is a messenger RNA of Apiotrichum porosum, 1194 nucleotides long. RefSeq lists its product as uncharacterized. The record is from RefSeq and is a predicted model, not a curated record. NCBI's taxonomy places the organism in Eukaryota, Fungi, Basidiomycota, Tremellomycetes, Trichosporonales, Trichosporonaceae. The transcript has 4 exons. Gene Ontology annotation, cellular component: endoplasmic reticulum; Golgi apparatus; plasma membrane. The coding region runs from base 1 to 1194 and encodes 397 amino acids.
AUGGGUCUCUUCAACAGAAAGAACAAGGAGCCAUCCGACACCGUCGACGCAGACGUCGCCAAGGAGGACAAGGUCAAGUGGUCCAAGCGCCCAGCCAACACCGCGUUCAAGCAGCAGCGUCUCAAGGCAUGGCAGCCCAUCCUCACACCGAAGGCGGUCCUCCCCACCCUCUUCCUCAUCGGUAUCAUCUUCGCGCCCAUUGGCGGCCUCAUCAUCUGGGGUUCUGGCAAGGUCACCAACAUUAGCCUCGACUACACCCAGUGUGACGCCAAUGCCCCCACCGACGGUUCUUGGGCUGACAUGCCCACGUAUGACUACUCCCUCUCGUCCAGCUCAUCUGUCAAGAAGAGCUCCAUUACCAAGCCGCAGUGGACGUUCUCCAACGACUCGUCGCGCGCUGUUGGCGAGCAGGCCCAGUGCCGCAUCCGCUUCGAGGUUCCCUACGACCUUGGACCGGGCGUCUUCCUCUACUACAAGCUUACCAACUACUACCAGAACCACCGUCGCUACGUCCAGAGCUUUGACUCUGACCAGCUGCUCGGCAAGAAGCGUACUGCCAGCCAACUCGACGGCGGUAACUGCAAGCCCAUCACGAGUUCCGGUGACAAGCCCAUCUACCCGUGCGGUCUUGUGGCCAACAGUGUGUUCAACGACACCUUCCCUUCGGUUGUUCUCCUCAACUCGAACAUCGGCGCCGACAACACGACUUACAACUUUACCGAGAAGGGUAUUGCUUGGCACGGCAUUGCGAAGAACUAUGUCGCUACGCCAACAUGGCCUGCGAGCCCCUCGGACGCGCUCCCCCCUCCCAACUGGGCUCUUCAGUACCCCAACGGCUACACCGAGUGGCCCGACCUCGCUUCCGACGAGCACUUCCAGAUCUGGAUGCGUGUCGCUGCCCUCCCCACCUUCCGCAAGCUCUGGGCCCGUAACGACGACGAGGCCAUGACCGCGGGAACGUACGAGGUUCUCGCCAACAUGAACUACCCCGUCAAGGAGUUCAGCGGCACAAAGUCGAUUGUCAUUUCGACCGUGUCGUGGAUUGGCGGCAAGCAGCCCUUCCUUGGCUGGGCGUACGUCGCCGCUGCCAUCCUCUGUGUCUUCCUUGCCCUCGCUGGUCUUAUUAGGCACCUCGUCAAGCCACGCAAGCUCGGUGACAUGUCUCUCCUGUCAUGGAACCAGCCCACCCGGUAA